ACUGUACUGACAUUGUGAGGGUCUGUGAUUAUCUGUACUACAGCACAAAGAUCUGGAAGAUGUUCUUCAUAUUUACAGAGGCUAUAGAGUCUGAACAAAAUUUAAUCGUAUUAACGACAAGAAAUGUUAAAGAAAACUCGGAUACAGCAAUACAACAAAUAAAUUUUGUGAAUUCUUUUCAAAACACUUGUUUUUUUUUUCAGACACCAUUUGAUAAUGGCUCAUUAUUGCUUACCUCUCACCGUUUGAUAUGGAAAGAUGCAAAGGACCAGACAUGUGUCCUGUCCUUGCCCUUAUCCUUAAUUGUGUUUGUAGAGGAACAAGCAGGAGGUUUUAGUAAAAGCCCUAAAAUCCUGGCUCACCUCAGUGCCCCAAUGCCAGGCAAACAGCCUGGACCAGCCACCACCAGCAGGAACCAUUACAUCAGGUUUUCCUUCACACAGGGAGGGAUGACAGAGUUUUACAGGUGCUUAGCAGAUGAGUUGGCCCACAGGAGGUGGGAACAUAUUCCCCUGACGUCACAUCAACCAGCUUCACAGAAAAGGCAUGUAAGAGCAGCAGGGAUUGUGGGGAUAGAGAGAAAUAUCCAACAAAAGCACAAGGAAACUGAUCAGAAUAUAUCUGUAGCAUUUGAAGAUUUGAAUAAACUAAUUGCAAAGGCAAAAGAUAUGGUGACACUUGCCAAGGGGAUUUCAAGCAAAAUCAAAGAAAAACAGGGAGACAUAACAGAGGAUGAGACAAUCCGCCUCCAGUCUUACUUGCUAAGUUUGGGAGUAGAUGAUCCUGUCACUAGAGAGACCCAUGGAUCUGGGCAAAGUUACUACAGGGAACUGGCAAAACAGAUAGGCUCCAUGUUGGAGCAGCCACUGAGGGAGAGUGGUGGCAUCAUGACACUGACUGAUGUCUACUGUAGGGUAAACAGGGCAAGAGGAAUGGAGCUCCUUUCCCCAGAAGAUCUCAUAAGUGCUUGUAAACUGCUGGAGGUGUUAAAACUACCUGUCAGGCUCAAGUCAUUUGACAGUGGAGUACAAGUGUUACAGUUGCAAUCACAUAGUGAAGAGGAGUCUAUAGAGAAAACCGCAAAACUGGUAGAGGAGAAUGGUUCACUGACUGCUGAGGAGCUAUCAACUAUGGCUGGGUUGUCAGUUAUUUUAGCCAAAGAAAGGUGAGUAUUGA
Lingula anatina is the source of this 1176-nucleotide messenger RNA. Its product is annotated as vacuolar protein-sorting-associated protein 36. Gene Ontology annotation, biological process: protein transport to vacuole involved in ubiquitin-dependent protein catabolic process via the multivesicular body sorting pathway. The record is from RefSeq and is a predicted model, not a curated record. Lineage: Eukaryota; Metazoa; Brachiopoda; Lingulata; Lingulida; Lingulidae. Gene Ontology annotation, molecular function: ubiquitin binding; phosphatidylinositol-3-phosphate binding. Gene Ontology annotation, cellular component: ESCRT II complex; late endosome membrane.